UUAAAUAAGGUACCUGAUACAAAUAAGGCCUAUGCUCAAAUAAGGCCUGUAGUGCGAAAAAGUCAUUUAAAAUAUAUUUACAUCAAAAAUACUUCACACACACAUAGACGACAGCCCCACGACUCAGCAAACAGUGCGCGAGAGGCCCGCUCGCGCUCACAGCGACCCUCGUGGCCGGUUGUUUGGGACAAACGGGUGUUUUCAUUGCGUGUAAUUAAUUUGUUGUAAUUUCUAUCGAAUUUUAAUACGUUAUUCUUUGAAGUUUUGCUUCAAGUAAUGUAUACGGGUCACAAUAUAACUCAUCAAAUAGAUUGAUUAUCUCAGUAUGUCUCCUCCAAGACGAAAACCAAAAAAGUGAUCUAGACGCAUUUAAAAUCAAACUUCAUGGGAAAAUUUCCUUCAAUGCCUAGUUAUACAUAAUCAUAUCAUAAGGAUAAAAGAACUCAUUGCUCGACUUGUACAGGGAGGUAUUAAUUUUUAAUUACAUCGUGACAUAUGCUGUUUACCCAUAUGUAGCUUGGUAAAUAAGCAUUUGUUCUGAUAAAACCUUAGAAGAAAAUACACUACAUUUAAGUACCUGUACGUAAAACUAUUGCAACAACUUAUUUCUCUCAAAAUAUUUUACUCAAAAAAUUAUUUCUUGCAUAAAGUUAACAGCAACAUGGAAUUGAUUUUUACAUCGAUUUUCAUGGGGAUUUUUGUUUUAUCGAUUGCUCUGGAUCUGGAAAGCUUUUCCUUCAUAAUUUUAAUGGAGCAUGACCAAGAAAAGUAUAAGGAAGAUGUUCUGCAAGUUAUUCAAGCAGAAGUUGGUACAAAAAUUAAUACCACCAUCAUGGAAAUCCAACAUGAUCAAACUGAUGCAGAAAAUCUUUGUAGCAGCAUUUUAAGUGGUAAAAUUCCAAUAAUAAUCGAUUUUACAUGGAACGGUAACGACGUUGCUCAAAAAAUGUCGAUCGAGGCACAGAUCUAUUACCUCCGAAUAGAUAUUUCUAUUGCUCCUAUUCUAAAAUUUCUCGAUAUGUAUUUAGAGAGAAAGAAAGCAAAUGAUGUUACAAUCUUCUUCGAUGACGAUUUCUAUGUUGAACAAUCUAUUUUUUUCUGGCUCAAUAGCCCCAGAUUAAGGCUGUUUAUAACAACAAAGGAUGGAAAAAAUCUUAAGCAAAAAUUAAGUAAAAUAAUUCCCAUUCCAAGCACAAUAGCUAUUAUUGCUAAUACAAAAAAUAUGAUUAAUAUAAUGACAAAUGCUGUAGAACAAAACGCAUUCAAAAUACCAGAUCGAGUGAUAAUUUUAUUUUCAGAUCUUAACUACGAUAGAUUUAGUUUAACAAUAUUAAAUAAUACAUCAAUCAGUAUGUUUAAAAUAUCUAAAAGCUUAUGUUGUUUUCUACAAGAACAAGCUGUUUGCACUUCACCAGAAAAUUUUGAUAUACAAAAGACAUUCCUUAAAUUGUCUCUUCAAAAGUUUAUCAUUAUAUUUAAAAGCAAUUACUGGGGGAAUUACACAUUCCCCAACAUGCACAGUUGCAAUGAAACCAAUCAAGAAAGACACUUGCUCAAACUAAAGAUCCAAAACGAUGUUUCGAUGAUGAUUGGAGAAGGAGCAAAUAUUUUUGAAACUAAUGACAACGUGCUAGAAAUGAAAUUGUCUGGAACUAUUGAAAAGUUCGACGAAGACAAAGGUGAUGUAAACAUUGGUUCCUAUGCAAACAAACAAAUAACUACAAAUUUUACAAGAACGAUAGAACCUAUCAGAAAAUUUUACAGAAUUGGAAUAGCGGAGGUACCUGUAUUAAUAAAUAUAAAAACGGACAGACAGACACACUUUUGAUACUAUAAAGGUUCCAUUUUUCUUCAG
Messenger RNA from Agrilus planipennis (emerald ash borer), 1855 nucleotides. RefSeq lists its product as uncharacterized. The record is from RefSeq and is a predicted model, not a curated record. The transcript is spliced from 7 exons. Lineage: Eukaryota; Metazoa; Arthropoda; Insecta; Coleoptera; Buprestidae. Bases 662 to 1828 code for a protein of 388 amino acids.